GCAGGCCGCGGGGGUGCCGCCGCCAGGGUGCUGCUGGUCAUCGACGAGCCGCACACCGACUGGGCAAAAUACUUCAAAGGGAAAAAAAUCCAUGGAGAAAUUGACAUUAAAGUAGAACAGGCUGAAUUCUCGGAUCUCAACCUUGUGGCUCAUGCCAAUGGUGGAUUCUCUGUGGACAUGGAAGUUCUUCGGAAUGGGGUGAAGGUCGUGCGGUCUCUGAAGCCGGACUUUGUGCUGAUCCGCCAGCAUGCCUUCAGCAUGGCACGCAAUGGAGACUACCGCAGUUUGGUCAUCGGGCUGCAAUAUGCUGGAAUUCCCAGUGUUAACUCAUUGCAUUCUGUCUACAACUUCUGUGACAAGCCCUGGGUGUUUGCCCAGAUGGUCCGGCUACACAAGAAACUUGGGACAGAGGAAUUCCCUCUAAUUGAUCAGACCUUCUACCCCAACCACAAAGAAAUGCUCAGCAGCACUACGUACCCGGUGGUCGUGAAGAUGGGGCACGCACAUUCCGGGAUGGGCAAGGUCAAAGUGGACAACCAGCAUGACUUCCAAGAUAUUGCAAGUGUCGUGGCACUGACCAAGACAUAUGCCACUGCCGAGCCUUUCAUUGAUGCCAAAUAUGACGUGCGUGUCCAGAAGAUUGGGCAGAACUACAAGGCCUACAUGAGGACGUCAGUGUCGGGGAACUGGAAGACCAACACUGGCUCUGCAAUGCUUGAGCAGAUCGCCAUGUCUGACAGAUACAAGCUGUGGGUGGAUACAUGCUCGGAGAUAUUUGGGGGACUGGAUAUCUGUGCAGUGGAAGCGCUGCAUGGCAAGGACGGAAGGGAUCACAUCAUUGAGGUGGUGGGCUCUUCCAUGCCACUCAUUGGUGACCAUCAGGAUGAAGACAAGCAGCUCAUCGUGGAGCUCGUGGUCAACAAGAUGGCUCAGGCCCUGCCCAGGCAGCGGCCGCGCGAUGCCUCCCCUGGCAGGGGCUCUCACAGCCAGACUCCGUCCCCAGGGGCCCUGCCCUUGGGCCGCCAGACUUCCCAGCAGUCCGCGGGCCCCCCCGCUCAGCAACGACCCCCACCACAGGCCCCCGCCGCUGCCGGGGGACCCCCGCACCCCCAGCUCAACAAAUCCCAGUCUCUGACCAAUGCCUUCAACCUUCCAGAGCCAGCCCCGCCCAGGCCCAGCCUUAGCCAGGACGAGGUGAAAGCUGAGACCAUCCGCAGCCUGAGGAAGUCUUUCGCCAGCCUCUUCUCCGACUGACACCCCACCCUGAGAACCCCCAAAUCCCUGGGCAAACCAUCUCUGGGCCCUGAAUCCACUUCUCACUUGGAAUCUACAAAUUCCUUGAGAACCCCCCUCCUGGUUCUCCAACAUCCCACUUCUCAUUCCUCAAGAUCCCUGUCUCUUGAGAAACCUCACUAGUGGUCCUAAACCCAAUUCUCACAUUUGGAACCCUCAAGUCCUUUUAGAACCUCACUCUUGGUCACCUCGAGAUCUACUACUCAGUUUUAGAGGCUCCAAAUUCCUGAAGAGGUCUGCUCCUGGUCCCCCCAGGGGGGGGUGUGCUUCUUUCUGAAAGCUCCCAAAUACUAGAAAACCUGCUUCUGGCCCUGACCCAAUUGAAUCCUGAAAUUCUUGGAAAGCCCUGCUCCUGAUCCCAAAUCUCUCUAGCACACCUUCUCUCCAUGGAAAAUUUCCAAAUCCUCAAGAAACCCCUACCUUUGAGACCCUUUUCCAGAGGCCUCCCAUCUCUCUGGAGAUCCACAUCUUCAACUGCCACUUACCACCCAGCCUCACCAGGAUUACCCUUUAACUGCUCCCCUCAACCCUGAUCAACAGGCUGGGAGCUCCUCCCACUAAUAGGACCCCUCGGUUCCCCCAGGGACCCCUUUCCCCAGUUUCCUGCCUCUGACAGCUGUCUUUAAAUAUGCAAACUCCACCCAUUCUCCCUUUGCACAUGGGAGGCCGGUGGUCUCCCACUUCCCCACCUUUGCCGUGACGUCUGUGUCUGUGACUGACGUGGCCUCCUCUCGUGCCGUGCUUGGCAUAUGUGGUCCUCGUUCAUCGUGCCGCC
This is a messenger RNA of Tupaia belangeri chinensis (Chinese tree shrew), 2068 nucleotides long. It is a transcript of the gene SYN1, whose product is annotated as synapsin I. The record is from RefSeq and is a predicted model, not a curated record. Gene Ontology annotation, biological process: neurotransmitter secretion. Gene Ontology annotation, cellular component: synaptic vesicle; synaptic vesicle membrane. The transcript is spliced from 13 exons. Gene Ontology annotation, molecular function: ATP binding. The annotation marks the transcript as partial. NCBI's taxonomy places the organism in Eukaryota, Metazoa, Chordata, Mammalia, Scandentia, Tupaiidae.